AUGGUUUCUUUUUUGGUGCAAGUCGCGACGCUUGCUUCGUUAGCUACUCCAUCUCUCGCAGAUGACGCUCCUGUGAAUGAUUUGAAGGCAUACAACAAGGGCUUCCUCGGUCAAUUUCCCUCACAGGACUUCAGGUCCUCGGAGGUGGUGGCCCCUGUCUUCCAAAUCAGUACCUUCAACCCCAAUCUUGUUGAUGAUUCAGGUUUUCUCUUCUUGACAAUGGAGCAUGGCGACAAAUCGGGGCCUGCUAUCUUUUCCAGCAAAGAUCUCAGCCUUGUAUAUGCGGAUAUCUCAUACGCCAAAACAUUUGAUGCUCGCACUCAAGUGAAGAGCGGAGGCAAGUAUCUCACUUUCGUUGAGGGCGGUCGCUGUCAUGCGUUUGAUGCCAACUACCAGAAGAAAUGGACAGUCAAGAUUGAGGACCUAGGGACUACACAAGGCAGUAUCCAUGAGUUCGAGUUCACAACUCAGGGGGGCACAGCUCUGAUGACCGCUGUCCAAGAUGUCAGAUACAACUUGACCGCUCUUGGGGGCGAAAUGGAUGGUUGGCUAAGCGAUUCCAUCUUUCAAGAAGUCGAACUCGAAACCAACAGGGUCACCAACGUGUGGAGAUCCUUCACACAUGUCAACCUGACCGACACCAUGGUCAAAUACAGUCCCAAAAAGACUUUCAUGCAUGGUGAUGGCUUCGACUGGUUUCACAUAGACAGCGUGUCGAAGACCUCGAAAGGUCAUUACCUGGUUUCAUCAAGGAGUCUUUCGGCGAUCAUCCUCCUCCAAGCUGAUAGCCUGAACCCACAAUGGGUCCUCGGAGGAAAGCGCAACCAAUUCAAGGACCUCAGUGGCGGCAAUGCAACCAACUUCGCAAAUCAAUAUGACGCAAAGUUUGUCCAGGGCAAUGAGAGUCAAAUCAGUUUCUUCGACAAUCGAGUCACCACAAGCGGAUCAUGUAGCGGAGAAAAUUGUUCUCGUGGUGUUGUUGUGGAACUUGACUAUGAGGAAAUGACAGUUAGGCUUUUACAUGAGUUUUAUCAUCCUCAGAAGAUCUCCUCAGGCUCAGGGGGGAGCGUCCAGGGCCUUGACAAUGGCAACUUCCUUAUCGGCUGGGGAGCGAACCCAGGGAUUACAGAGCAUGCAUCCAAUGGUACAGUUGUCAUGGAUAUUCAGCGAGGAGUCAUCCCACAUGCAACUGAUGGCGAUCCCGAUCUUGAUAUGUCUGUGUAUCGCGCGUGGAAGAUGGAAUGGAUUGGCCGACCUCCAUGGGGUCCUUCCAUCGCUGCCGCGGUUCCAGGAAAUGAGGCGACAAACGCUACCAUCUAUGUGUCCUGGAACGGCGAUACCCAAGUCGACCGAUGGGAAGUAUACGUUGGUGAAGAUGACAAGAACGCCACUUCUUCUCCCAGACUCCUCACAAAUUCAUCUCGAUUUGGCUUUGAAACAGAAAUCCUUCUGGGGACAUUACCACUUCCUAGAUCCGCACGGGCUAUCGGUGUAAGUAAAAGUGGUAAAAUUCUCGGCUCAACAGCCACAGUUAAUCUUGCGAGUGGUGAACUUCACGGCAAUAGCAGCAGUACCUGGAUUGUAAGCGCGAACACUCCCGAUGGAGAACCUAGGGAUGAUCCUCAUGGUGAAGGGAACCAAGGAGACAAAGAGGACUUUGCGUUUCAUACGAGUCCACCAGUUAGCUCAGUGUUUGCCCUUCUACUCGCUAUUGCUUUCAAUCAUUGUUUGUAG
Fusarium fujikuroi IMI 58289 is the source of this 1734-nucleotide messenger RNA. RefSeq lists its product as uncharacterized. NCBI's taxonomy places the organism in Eukaryota, Fungi, Ascomycota, Sordariomycetes, Hypocreales, Nectriaceae. The record is from RefSeq and is a predicted model, not a curated record. The transcript is spliced from 3 exons. Bases 1 to 1734 code for a protein of 577 amino acids.